This is a messenger RNA of Dissoconium aciculare CBS 342.82, 640 nucleotides long. Its product is annotated as UPF0057-domain-containing protein. NCBI's taxonomy places the organism in Eukaryota, Fungi, Ascomycota, Dothideomycetes, Mycosphaerellales, Dissoconiaceae. The record is from RefSeq and is a predicted model, not a curated record. Gene Ontology annotation, cellular component: membrane. The transcript has a single exon. The coding region runs from base 117 to 416 and encodes 99 amino acids.
GACCACAACUUCAACAACAAUCAUAACAACACUCCCACAACCUAAUCCUCAACCCCCCAAACCUCAGCCAAAAUGCCUUUCACCGGAAGGUAAGUCUCGUGCCUGCAUUGCGAUUCAUGCGCGAUCCGAGCUUGGGAGGGGAGCGGCGUGUCGCUGUCGAAAAGCUCCGCGUCGCGCGAGAAGCGACUCGUCAUGUUUCCUCUCCUAUCAAGCUUGGAUCUGCGCCCGCGCAACCGAACACUUUUCUGACCGAAUCCUCCAGCGACAUCAUCAAGAUCAUUCUUGCCAUCCUCCUGCCCCCGCUCGGCGUCUUCCUCGAGCGCGGCUGCGGCGCCGAUCUCUUGAUCAACAUCAUCUUGACCUGCUUGGGUUACAUCCCCGGUAUCAUCCACGCGCUGUACGUAUCUCACCUCUGAACUUCCACGGGAACGCCUUACGAAGCAGGCGCGCCUGCGCGCUGUCCCGAGAAAUCUCCAUGCGCCAAUAUAUAUAUGCUGACUUGUCGCGCAGCUACAUCAUCCUCAAGUAUUAGACGACGCAACGCGCGCGCGCCGCACCGCGCACACGUCUCUAGUCAAAGCCAAAGAGAUGCAGACCUCAACUGAAUGAAGCGACCGGACCUCCCUCUCACCUAAUAUCC